This is a messenger RNA of Cuscuta campestris, 588 nucleotides long. The record is from the annotation of a GenBank genome assembly. NCBI's taxonomy places the organism in Eukaryota, Viridiplantae, Streptophyta, Magnoliopsida, Solanales, Convolvulaceae.
AUACAAUGCAAUAAAGACGGCACGGCAAACCUACCCUUAUCUUGUACCCGUCCCAACACCUCGCAACCGGUCCGCGCCUCAUCCUAAAGAUCGGCCGCCGCCGAGCCAAAUGAACACCGAUGCCGUUCUCCGGCUGUCGCUUUGCUGGGUAGCGGCCGCCGUUUUGUUCACAGGGAUAUACACCCACUUCUCUUUCAAGAAAAUGGCGGCCACUUACAUCUUCGGGAUGUUCGCCGUCGGCGGUUUGAUCUUGCCGGACUGGGAGUUCUUCGACCGUGCCGUCUCCCAAUGGUUCUCCCCCGUCACCUCCGCCUCCCACGGAUCAUCGACGGCCAAACAGUCCGUUCCGUCCAGGUUUAGGAUGUAUCCGGCGAGAGUCGCUCUUUACACCGUCGUGUACGGCGUUGCUUUCUACAAGUGGUGGGUCUUCGUAUUCUCCUCCUAAUAAAUCUGAAUUUAUUUAGAUCCACCAUGUGUUAGUUCUUAAGGACCUACUGUAAUUUUGAACAAUUUCUAUGUUUACUUAAUCAAUGUGUGUACAUUAUCAUUUCCUCCAAAAUAAAAAAAAAAUGAAAUUUGUACUCCCUC